Salvia splendens (bonfire salvia) is the source of this 1149-nucleotide messenger RNA. Its product is annotated as peptide chain release factor PrfB3, chloroplastic. Lineage: Eukaryota; Viridiplantae; Streptophyta; Magnoliopsida; Lamiales; Lamiaceae. Gene Ontology annotation, biological process: translational termination. The transcript is spliced from 6 exons. Gene Ontology annotation, molecular function: translation release factor activity. Bases 1 to 1149 code for a protein of 382 amino acids. The record is from RefSeq and is a predicted model, not a curated record.
AUGGAGCUAGUAAUUUUGAGUGUGUGCAUAGAUGUGGUUUUUGGAAUGUUUUCUUUGAGAAAGAGAAUAGAAGAUUCUGUUCUUCGUGCAGAGAUGCUGGCACCAACGGCAUUGGAAUUUGAAGAAGGGAAGCAUGUUGACCGAGAAGGAGUUGUCCGCGACUAUGACUUGUGGGACGACCUCACCAAAUCAAACGAAGUCCUUGCCAAACUGGCUGACAGUGCCAAGGUGGUUGACACAAUGAGGGAUCUUACAUAUAAGGCCGAGGAAGCUAAGCUUAUCACCGAGCUUGCAGAGAUGGAUGCUAUCAAUUAUGAGCUUUUCAAGCAGGCAUAUGCUUCUUCUUUAGAUGUAAACAAGUUUUUGGAUAAGUAUGAGAUGUCGAAGCUUCUAAAGGAUCCAUACGACAUGGAGGGAGCGUGCAUCAUCAUCGAGUCGAGAUGUGGAGAUACACUCUCGGAGAGAUGGGCGUUGCAACUUGCACAGAUGUACAUGAAAUGGGCUGAAAGGCAGGGCUACUCUGGGAGGAUAGUAGAGAGAUAUCCUUCAAGCAAUGGUGAACUGAAAUAUGCUUCUAUCGAACUAGAAUUUAAAUUCGCCUAUGGAUAUCUAUCAGGAGAAAGAGGCGUACACUCUCUGAUAAGGUGUUCGGACAGUACUUCUGCUCUUCCUAAGGCUAGCUUGGCCUCCGUGGAUGUGAUUCCCCUAUUCAUCAACUCAUCUGCUGACCUGUCAAUUGAGGAUGAGGAUAUACAAGUUUCAUACCCGUCCUACUGUGAGGGCAAUCCACAAAUGAGUAGGGCUUCGUCGGCUGUUCACAUCCACCACAUACCAACAGGAGUAGAAGUUCAGUCUACAGGUGAGAGGAGUCGCUUUGCCAACAAGAUCAAAGCCCUCAACCGUUUGAAGGCUAAACUUCUCGUUCUUCUGAGGGACCAUGGCGUGUCUGGUGUGGGGAGCAUCAAGAGAGGCGCUGCAACGGACAGGUGGAGUCGAGAAACACGAAAAUAUGUCCUCCAUCCAACGAAGAUGGUGCACGAUCUCAGGUCUGGUGCUCAGUUUCCUGAUGUAAGCCCCGUUUUGAAUGGCAAUCUCGACCCUCUCAUUGCUGCUCACAUCAGUUCCAGACAAUCUAGUACUGCCGUAUAA